GCAAAAUGCACAACGUUUGGAUAGUUUUUCUUCUGGCUGCUCUGGCAACUGCACUAGCUCAGGACACAGUCUCAUCCUCCAACCCAUGUUCAGCAUUCAAGACGUGUGGUGACUGCAUCACCGGCAACCCAAGCUGUGCUUGGUGCACGCAAGAUGGGUUCGAAGGUCAGGGGUCGCGUUGCGACACGCUGAACAACCUCAAGUCGAAGGAAUGUUCUGACGAGUUCAUCACGAACCCUUCGACGAAGUUCAUGGUGGACAAGGCCGAUCCGCUGUCCAGCGGGUCUGUAGGGGUCCAGGAUGAGGCCGUGCAGGUGUACCCGCAGGAGGUCACACUGACCGUUAGACCACAUAAGCCAUAUACUAUGACUAUGGAGUACAGGCAGGCCAUGGACUACCCCGUAGAUCUGUACUACCUCAUGGACUUGUCUAACUCUAUGGAGGAUGACAAGUCCCAGCUGGCAGCCCUGGGAGAUAUUCUAGCCGCAAAGAUGCAGAGCAUCACAAAGAACUUCCGCCUCGGUUUCGGUUCGUUUGUCGACAAGACGGUCAUGCCGUACGUUAGCACGGUCCCUGCGAAGCUGAACGCUCCCUGUGACGGCUGUGCCGCACCCUACAGCUUCAAGCAUCACCUCGACUUGACAACCAACACGAAACUGUUCUCUGCAAAGGUGACUGAGACUCCAGUGUCGGGUAACCUUGACUCUCCUGAAGGUGGCAUGGACGCCCUGAUGCAGGCUAUCGUGUGUGAGGAUGCGAUUGGCUGGCGCAAGGUGGCUCGCCAUCUCGUCAUCUUCUCGACGGACGCCAGCUUCCACUACGCCGGCGACGGCAAGCUGGGAGGAAUCGUGAAGCCCAACGACGGCGUCUGCCACAUGCGGAACAACGAGUACACCAUGGCAACGGAACUGGACUACCCGUCUAUCAGCCAGCUGAUCAGGGUCGUCAAGGAGAAGUCGAUCAACCUGAUCUUCGCCGUGACGGAGAACACGUUUGGCGUGUACGACGAGCUCAGUGCGCUGAUUCACGGCUCGACCGCGGGCGUGCUGGCCAACGACUCCUCCAACAUUGUCGACCUCGUACAGGAGAAUUACGAUAAAAUCCGAUCGGAGGUGCUGUUGUCGGACAACGCUACCGAGGGCAUCACCGUGAAAUACCACAGCAGCUGCUUGGGAAAUGAAGUUGAAGAAACCAACAAGUGCAUGGGCAUGAAAGUUGGAGAUACUGUGACCUUCAACGUGACGAUCACGGUCGACUCGUGUCCGGAGAACGGGGAGCAGACGCUGGUCAUCAAGCCGGUGAACAUCAAUGAGGAGUUGCGCAUCCGGCUGCGCGUUGAAUGCGAGUGUGACUGCGAGAGCUCCGGCGUUCUGGACAGCCCGCGCUGCAACGGCACGGGAACGUAUGAGUGCGGCAUCUGCGACUGCCCGCCCGGGUUCAAGGGUCGUCAGUGCGAGUGCGACGCGAAGCAGUACACGGGAGACGCGAGCGAGGACAGCUGCAAGCUCAACCCCAACGACACGAGCGCGCAGACGUGCUUCGGGCGUGGCGAGUGCGUGUGCGGCGUCUGCGAGUGCUACGAGAGAGAGAAACCAGGAGAGAGGGUGUGGGGGGAGGUCUGCCAGUGCGACAAUUUCUCGUGCGGCAACUACAAGCUAGCGAUAUGCGGCGGCACUGGGCGGGGAGAGUGCGACUGCGGCAAGUGCGUGUGCAAGCCGGAGUACAAGGGCGACAGGUGCCAGUGUCCCAGCUCCGAACAGAGCUGCAUGGCCGAUAACGGACUAAUCUGUGCAGGCCACGGCAAGUGUGACUGCGGGCGGUGCCUGUGCGACGCGGACAGCCUGUACCGCGGCCCGCUGUGCGAGGACUGCCCGACCUGCGCGGGACAGUGCGAGGACAACCGCGACUGCGUGCAGUGUGUCAUGUGGGGCACGGGCAUCUACGACACCAAGGAGCUGUGCGACGCAAACUGCGCGAACAAGACGAUCAUCCCCGAGGACGAAGUGUACGAGGAUGCUGAGGCGGGCGUCCGUAAGUGCCAGUUCAAGGACACCGACGGCUGCACGUUCUAUUUCACGUACGAGUACAACAAGACGAUCGACACCCAGCCGGAAUCCGACGUCGUCAUCAUCAGGGCACAGAAGACCAAGCACUGCCCCCCGCCGGUUCCCCUCGCCGCCAUCAUCGCCGGCGUUGUUGGUGGCAUCGUCGCCGUCGGCCUCGCUCUCCUCAUUAUCUGGAAGCUGCUGACGAUGAUCCAUGACCGCAGGGAGUUCGCCAAGUUCGAGAAGGAACGCCAGAACGCCAAGUGGGACACGGGAGAAAACCCGAUCUACAAGCAGGCGACUUCUACAUUCAAGAACCCAACGUACUGGUAUAACAGCAACUCAAUAAAAUUGCCUAAACAUUGAAAUGAAAAAAAAUCUCAAUAGAAAUGACAACAGAAGGCAGGACAGCAGUGUCUGAGAAUUUACACUGAUGCUACUUCGGUGGUCAGAUCUGCACUUUGAGCUAAAUCAGAAGUAAUAACUAACUAUUGACCACCCC
This is a messenger RNA of Priapulus caudatus, 2547 nucleotides long. RefSeq names its product integrin beta-PS-like. The record is from RefSeq and is a predicted model, not a curated record. Gene Ontology annotation, biological process: cell adhesion mediated by integrin; cell-matrix adhesion; integrin-mediated signaling pathway. NCBI's taxonomy places the organism in Eukaryota, Metazoa, Priapulida, Priapulimorpha, Priapulimorphida, Priapulidae. Gene Ontology annotation, cellular component: focal adhesion; cell surface; integrin complex. Gene Ontology annotation, molecular function: integrin binding.